AUGGCGGAUGACGAGAGCACGCCUUUACUGCGAAAUGAUCCCAAGCCACCAAAACCCAGAGCUGCGUUUUCGGCAGAGAACAAUGUACUAUUGGCUGGUUUCCUUAUUUCUGUCGCCCUGAGUUUUACUCAAGUACCCAUUCUUUAUGUUUUCCGUCUUAUGGAAUGUGACGAGUUUUACGGACACCAUGACACCGGCGGCUUGCUAGGCGACCGUUGCAGUCGCAGCGAGAUCGACGCAGGUACCGCGACGCAAGUCUCUAUUCUUGGCCUUUCGACGAUGUUCUGCAGUGUGUUCAAUCUUUUCUACGCCGGUUCGCAGAUUAAGAACUGGGGUCCAAAAGUUGCACUUGUCCUGCAGACCGCAUUUCCUGCUUUACGAGUUGGAAUUCAGGUUGUCGGAGUCUCAGUUGGCACCAGGAGUGGAAUCAUCAUCGUUCAGUGUAGCCAACUGAUCAGCUUGGUUGGGGGAAUGUCCGGAUACUUGCUCGUACUCAACACAAUUGCAGGAGAGAUUACUCCCCCCUCUGAAAGAACCGCUAUAUUCGGCAUGCUCCAGGGCAGUGUCAUGUUAGGAACAUCGAUCGGAUAUCUCCUCGGCGGUAUUGUUGGCGACAUCUGGGGUAUUACACGACCCUUUGAAAUUGCAACCAUCUUAUUCGCAUCGUCAAGCUUGUACUCGUCCAUGUUCAUCCCAUACAUCGACCCAAGAACACCUGGUAUUGCUGGCGGCACAUCUACCAAGCGACAAGGGUGGAGCAGAUGGCUUGGAGCUUUGAGAGUUAUUGCCCCAAAAAGGCUUCGACUGGAGGAUGGACGACCUACCAAACACUACGGUAUCGCAUUCCUGGCUUUGGGCGUGUUCUUGGGUGUCUUGGCAACUGGCUAUGCGCCGAUUCUUAUCCAGCUCUACUCUACGGCGGCUUUCAACUUCUUGCCCACGGAAAACAGCUACCUGAUGGCGUCCAACUCGCUCAUACGCGGUGUUUUUCUUAUUUUCUUAUUUCCUAAAAUUAUCGAUUCCGGGCGAAAGUGGUACAUUGAGCGGUCCGAAAAGGAACUCCCGAGUGAAGUCUUUAGAGCUCAAGUCGUAGUGGACACAGAAGCAGGUGUCACGGCGGACAUGCAACCUAAACCAAAUAACCCGAGUGAAGCAACUGUCUUCCAAAGCGUUCCCGGUCAUGGGUUUGAUAUUUCUUUCUUGCGAUGGAGCUUAGUAGUGGAUGGGCUGCUCACAGCCUCAACUGCAUUCGCAACCAAAGGAUGGCACAUCUAUCUUGGACUACCAGCCGGGUUAUUAUUCCCUCUGGCGUCUGGAUCCGCACCAGCCAGCAAAGGCGUCAUCACGGAGAUGUGUGAACCGUCUGAACGGGCGGAUGCCCUGCAAGCUAUGACCCUCGUUGAAAACAUCGCCAUGCUAUCAACUCUGGGCUUGUUUGGUUUCAUCUUCUCAAGCUUCGCUGCAAUUGAGAAGACAUAUCUAACCUUCUUUUGUAACGCGGUAUGCUUCUUUUGUAACCUCUGCUUGGGGAUGUGUUUCGGGGCUGACAACAUUACAGGGGGUUGCAAUGGCAGCGGUGGCUGUGUUGCUGUUGUCUACUUUCCCUCCUCGGAAUAG
This is a messenger RNA of Colletotrichum gloeosporioides, 1617 nucleotides long. RefSeq lists its product as uncharacterized. Gene Ontology annotation, molecular function: transmembrane transporter activity. NCBI's taxonomy places the organism in Eukaryota, Fungi, Ascomycota, Sordariomycetes, Glomerellales, Glomerellaceae. The record is from RefSeq and is a predicted model, not a curated record. Gene Ontology annotation, cellular component: membrane. Gene Ontology annotation, biological process: transmembrane transport. The transcript is spliced from 3 exons. The coding region runs from base 1 to 1617 and encodes 538 amino acids.